Molecule: messenger RNA, 321 nt
Organism: Laetiporus sulphureus 93-53
Lineage: Eukaryota; Fungi; Basidiomycota; Agaricomycetes; Polyporales; Laetiporaceae
Exons: 2
Biological process (GO): regulation of transcription by RNA polymerase II
Cellular component (GO): nucleus
Molecular function (GO): DNA-binding transcription factor activity, RNA polymerase II-specific; RNA polymerase II cis-regulatory region sequence-specific DNA binding
Source: RefSeq, a predicted model, not a curated record
AAAAAGUCCAAAAUGCACCAGUGCACGGUGUGCUCGAAGCUCUUCCCGCGCCCGAGCGGGCUCGCUACGCACAUGAACUCCCACUCUGGCGCAAAGCCGUACAAGUGCCCCAUACCGACGUGCACGAAGAGCUUCGCGGUGCGGUCGAACGCGAAGCGGCACCUGCGCACGCACGGGAUUUUCCCGUCGGCGGACCACGCGAGCCCGUCGCAGUCGCAGUUCACGGUGGGGUUCGAGACGCCGCUGGUGUCGGAGGUGCACGAGGUGGGGAAGCUGCCGUCGAAACUGCGCUGGGUGCCGCAGAGCCUGGCGACGCGGACG